Plectropomus leopardus (leopard coralgrouper) is the source of this 408-nucleotide messenger RNA. RefSeq names its product ubiquinol-cytochrome c reductase, complex III subunit VII (gene uqcrq). The record is from RefSeq and is a predicted model, not a curated record. Gene Ontology annotation, biological process: mitochondrial electron transport, ubiquinol to cytochrome c. Gene Ontology annotation, cellular component: respiratory chain complex III. Lineage: Eukaryota; Metazoa; Chordata; Actinopteri; Perciformes; Serranidae.
UGCAGCCUGAAUAAAAAGAAGGACACCGGAACUUCGUUAGGAAACACCGCUCAGAAGCAGUACGAUCAAACAUGGGCCGCCACUUUGGAGACUUGGCCAGGGUCAGGCAUAUAAUCACAUACAGUCUGUCCCCCUUUGAGCAGAGGGCUUUCCCAAACUACUUCUCCAAGGGAAUCCCCAAUGUGUGGAGACGGGUCACAGCUUCUUUCUUUAAAGUUGCCCCUCCAAUGACCCUCAUGUACCUGACAUACACCUGGGGCAACAGUGUCCACCAGCAGGGCAAGAGGAAGAACCCCGCUGACUUUGAGAAUGAAGAAUGAACUCCUGCCACCUUUCUGAGAGCUGCCCUCUGUUAUUGAUUCCAACUGUGUUUGUUUCACCAAUAAAGAUAAAAAUAUUUAUGUGAAA